Molecule: messenger RNA, 1434 nt
Organism: Tetrahymena thermophila SB210
Lineage: Eukaryota; Ciliophora; Oligohymenophorea; Hymenostomatida; Tetrahymenidae
Product: MFS transporter
Exons: 3
Biological process (GO): transmembrane transport
Molecular function (GO): transmembrane transporter activity
Source: RefSeq, a predicted model, not a curated record
AUGGAAAGAAACUCUAGUUAAUCAAGUGAAAAAAUAAAAUAAUAAAAUAAAAAUCAAUCACAAUAAAAUUAAAUUCAAGAUGAACCUAAAUUGAGCUCAUUCUUUUCAUUUACUGUAUAAAAAUGGUUGUAAAUAUUUUUUGUCACAUUAAUCACUUUAGGACCAUUUAUAUGUUCAUAUGGUAUUAGCAGUGUUAAAGAAGGUUUUAAAGAAUAAUUUAAUUUAAAUGAUUUAUAAUACAAUACGAUGCAGUCAUCUAUUACAUUUGUUACUUGUGCUUUUUCACUUUUUUGCGGUGUCCUUACCGACAAGAUUGGACUAAGAAAAUCUCUUUUAGCGUUUUCAGUAUUAUGCUUAUGUGGAUAUACAAUAUAAUUUGUAGGAAUCUAUUUACAAAAUUUUUAUGUUCAAUGCAUAGGCUAGACUAUAGGAUAUAUAAAUCUAAAUGGACUUACAGUUAUAUAAGGUCCUUUAAUUAGUAGGUGGGUAGAUAAAAAGCAAUAUGGAUUUUGUUUAUCAAUCACGUUUUUGAGUGUUAGAUUUGCUGAUGUUAUUUCCUCAUGGACAUAUCCUCCAAUCUAUGAAAAUACAGGUCAUCUAUAUCUAUCUUUUUUAUUAGGAGUAAUUUUAUUAGCAUCAACUUUACUCAUAGGAUCAAUAAGCUCUUUUGUCAUGGAUUUGAAAGCUGAGAAAAGAGGAUAACUAUAACAAGUCACAAUUUCGGAUAUUAAUAUAAAACAUGCUAAGUACUUAAACUUUAAUUACGUAAUUGUAGUGUUGAUUGGAGUACUUGGAUUGUCUAGCUUCUAUGCUUAUUAUUUUAAUUCUCAAACUAUUCUUAAAAAAUAUUAUCAUAUUGAUGGAAUUACUUCUGGAAGAUUAUUUUCAAUACCCUUUUUUGUAUCAUUUAGUUCUCCUAUAUUUGGCUUUGUUUUAGAUAAAAUUAAAUCCAAAGCCUCUUUCUUAAUCUUUUCAGCAUCACAAAUAGUUUUGGGAUAUACAAUAUGGAUUUUAUUUUACGAUUGUUAAAAAGAAGAAUGCUACAAAAUCGUUAUUCCUGCUUAUAUUUUCUUAGGUAUCUUUCUCUCAACAUUUACAAACGCUGUUUGGUAUUGUGUUUUCCUUACCACGCCAUCUAAAGUAUCAGGAACAGCUUAUGGUCUAUUGGUAUCUUCUAAAAAUCUAGGAAUUGCUUUAUUUGGGAUGCUUGAAGGCUAUAUAUUGGAUUAGCACUCUGUAUUUUGGGCUAUUAUGCAUCCUUUAAUAUUAAGUGCUUUGGCAUUGAUAAUUUCUACUCUAAUUUUUAUCAAAAAUAAAAAAGAAUAAUUUUUAAAUUUCGAUUUUAAAUCACAACUUGAAAUUAAUAUGGCGCUAAUUUAAUUAGAGAUUAAUAGCUCAUAAUCAAGUGAUAAUUAACUAUCUUAACUAAAUUGA